Messenger RNA from Penicillium macrosclerotiorum, 2133 nucleotides. RefSeq names its product sensor histidine kinase/response regulator Fos-1/TcsA (gene fos-1). The coding region runs from base 1 to 2133 and encodes 710 amino acids. The transcript has a single exon. Gene Ontology annotation, biological process: phosphorylation; phosphorelay signal transduction system. Gene Ontology annotation, molecular function: phosphorelay sensor kinase activity. The record is from RefSeq and is a predicted model, not a curated record. Lineage: Eukaryota; Fungi; Ascomycota; Eurotiomycetes; Eurotiales; Aspergillaceae.
AUGGUUCUGGAUCAACAGAUGCUCCACCUGAACCUAGGUGAUCGCCCGCCCCCCAACUUCGCGAUGGUCGUCACGCCACCGGCAGAAUCUGAUCUGGGCGCUCCCGACGACAAGGACCCGGGUCCUCUCACUCCAAACAUCAGCUCGGCCACUGCCAAAUCGGCAGUUGCAGUGGCUGCAACUGCACCCAAUGAUCCCAUGGCACGUAUCUAUCGCCAUACACCAACCCCGACCAUCAUUCUAGAUGACUCUCUGCGAGCAGUGGAGGCGUCAGAAAGUCACCUGGCGUUGUUCAAGCACCGUCGCGAGCAAUUACUGGGAAUAAGUAUCUAUGAGUUGAUACCGGGCAUGUUUCCGGCCCCAGAGAUCGCUUUUUUGAGCGGCGCGCUGGGCGCAGCUAUCACCCUGCGCACAGCGCAAGUUCUCAAUUCAGUUCGAAUUAGAGAGCAGCAUGACACCGCAUUCGCGCUCAGAGUGACCCCCAUUUUUGAAGAUCACACUCUUAUAUACGUCCUCCUGGAGAUGUUUCCCAUGAAGGCAGAGCAGUCGGAGUCGAACAUGAGCGAGCAGACUUAUCUCAAUCAGACCUAUAAAAUAUUGGUCGACACCGUCAAGGACUAUGCCAUUUUUAUGCUGGAUACACGCGGCCAUAUUGCGACAUGGAACUCGGGUGCCGCCAUCUUGAAAGGUUAUACUACGGACGACAUUGUCGGCCAACACUUUUCCGUUUUUUAUGGUCUUGAGGAUCGCCAGGCGAACAAGCCUGCACGUGAGCUGGAGGUAUGUCUUCGAGAAGGUCGAGUGGAGGAUGAAGGAUGGCGCUAUCGUAAGGAUGGCGGACGAUUUUGGGCCAACGUCAUGAUCACUCCCAUUUAUCAAUUUGGUCGUCAUGUUGGAUUCGUCAAAGUGACUCGCGACCUGACGGAGCGCAAGGCUGCUGAAGCACGUCUGAUCGACGCCUUCGAGGAGUCGUCCAAGUUAAAGACCGAUUUUCUUGCAAACAUGUCACACGAGCUUCGCACUCCCAUGAACGGCAUGUUUCUGGCACUGACCUUGUUGAUGAGAACGCCCUUGACUGAUGACCAACGAGAGUAUGCUUCCAUCCUGGAAGAUUCUACGUCGAUUCUGUUGCAGGUCAUCAAUGACGUGCUGGAUUACUCAAAGCUCUCAUCCGGUUCCUUUUCUCUCAAUUCGGAUGUGCUUAAUAUCCCUAGCGUGAUCAACGCCGUGAUACGUAACUGCCAGCCAUCAUUAAAGCCGGGCGUGGUACUGGAAUGUUCCCUGGCUCCAGACUUUCCCGUCAAUGUCAAAGGUGAUCCGCUGCGAUUUCGACAAGUUCUGCAAAACCUUGUUGGAAAUGCUGUGAAGUUCACAGAAAGUGGAUAUAUUCGUGUGAAUGCGUCGUAUAUUGUGAGCGAACAGGAUCCUCAGUCAUAUGAUAUCUCACUUCAGGUAGUGGAUUCCGGUAUUGGUGUGCCCGACGAUGCAGUCAGCACGCUCUUCACUCCAUUCACUCGAUUUGCUGACUCUGAAACCAAACGGUAUCAGGGGACGGGGUUGGGUUUGUCGAUCUGCAAGAGUCUAGUAGAGCUCAUGAACGGGUCAAUUGGGUUUCACACAGCUCCGAAUACCUCGGGAAGUGUGUUCUGGCUGGAGGUGAAAAUGGGCCGCAUUGAUUUGCCGGUUUCACGUCCCAAACGAACGGCAAAUAAUAGCUCCAAGAAAGACUCUGAUACCUCAUCGCUCUUGCGUGAAGUGGCUGCAACAAAGCAAAUAAUGCUUGUCGAAGAUAACAAAGUCAACCAAACUAUCAUGCUAAAGCUGUUGGCGACCCUCGGAUUUGAACGGGUAGAUGCAGCCUGGGAUGGGGCUGAAGCAGUGCGUAUGGUGAAGCAAAAGCCACUUGCGUACCAUUUAAUCUUGAUGGAUAUCAAUAUGCCGGUAAUGGAUGGGCUGGUUGCGACCGAGAAAAUUCGCGAAAUGAAAAUGGACGUUCCCAUCAUUGCAUUGACUGGAAAUGCCUUGAAGGGCGAUGCCGAAACCUACUUGGCGAAAGGAAUGAACGAUUAUAUUGCCAAACCCUUGCAUAGGCAGCAGUUGGUGGAUCUUCUGUGGAAAUGGUGCGGAACUUGA